Molecule: messenger RNA, 593 nt
Organism: Electrophorus electricus (electric eel)
Lineage: Eukaryota; Metazoa; Chordata; Actinopteri; Gymnotiformes; Gymnotidae
Gene: c21h18orf32
Product: chromosome 21 C18orf32 homolog
Source: RefSeq, a predicted model, not a curated record
AGAGGGCGCCAAGACGGUACUUCACUGCUAACGUUAGCUAGCGAGCUCGCCGAGGUCCAAGCAGGCUUGAGUUGUGCCGUCUGUAGCUAUGGUGUGUAUCCCCUGCAUCGUCAUCCCCGUUCUCCUGUGGGUUUAUAAGCGGUUCCUGGAGCCCAUCGUUUACCCGUUCAUCUCUCCAAUCAUCAGCCGCUUCUGGACUAAAACAGCAGUCCAGGAGACGGGCGCGGGAAACCUGAAGGCUGAGGGCAGCGGGACCGCGGACAUCUCCACAGCUAACAGAACGACCACAGCCUCAGACAAAAAGGACGACUGACACUACACACAACCAUGCCGCCACAGCGUCAUGGUGUAGACAUGGUCUGCCUUGGCCAUACUGUGAUUAAUUAUUAUUCUGCUCUCACUGGAUUAUUAGACCUCCUGUGUAUCAUAUGCUUUCUGUGUCUUUUCUAUGGAUCAUCUCUGAUUGUGGAGAAAAAAAAAAGUAAUAUAUAAACUUGUUGCUUGUUGUCCAUUCCUGGAUCAGUUUUGAGAGUUUAGUUUCCACAGUAUCUUUGAGUAUAAGUUCUAAGAAAAAUAAAGAUUUGAGUCUCAUA